This is a messenger RNA of Elephantulus edwardii (Cape elephant shrew), 180 nucleotides long. RefSeq names its product testis expressed 35 (gene TEX35). The annotation marks the transcript as partial. The transcript has 2 exons. Lineage: Eukaryota; Metazoa; Chordata; Mammalia; Macroscelidea; Macroscelididae. The record is from RefSeq and is a predicted model, not a curated record.
UUAAAGGACAUGCAGAAGGAUAUGGAUGAGAAGAUGGAUCUCUUGAUAAACAUACAGAAAAACAACAAGCUGAAGAUUCUGGCAGCACAAAAAGUGAGGCAGGACUCAAUAGAACCCAUUCAUUGUAAGACUUGUGUGAGUAAAGGCCAGCCCUAUCCCAACACUGGGGGAACUGUCUAG